UCUGGAAGGAAGAUUGUACAGUUCCCGUUGCUUGACGGUAACAACCUAUUGCAGGUCAUGCCUUACCUAGGCGCACGCUGAUUUUUGUAUACAACAUCACAAAACAAAAGAAAUAAAAGAAGAAUAACAUCCUCAAGAUUACCUCAACACGUUCUUCGACACCAAUCAAAACAGACCCACUUCUUUGAAUUCAAUGUGAAGCACGCCCAUUUGUAAUUUCACCCCUAUUAAUUGACUUCGAGGAUAUCUGAAUAUCGUAAUUCCUCAGUCAAAUCGUUGGUCCUGACAAGGUUGCUGUAUCCUCCCAAAGUCCGCUUUCAUGGUUUGGAGCAUAGUCCGUCUGAUGUUGAAAUCAACAUAUUCAACUGUACCCUUUUAGACAUUAUCUCUGGGUGGAUGCGCAUUUGUAGGACCAAGAAUUGUCUUAAAGUUUCCUGAGAAUCUCUUUUUUGAUAAAGCAGAAGGCUUCGAUUUGGAUCAGUGUUCGAAAAGCCAAUUGCUAAGAAGAGCAUUUGGGUGCCUCUGAUACUCUGGAGGCCCGUCCUCGAAGAUUUUCAGUUUUAUGAGGUUGCUUAAGGAGCCGUCAUGCUUCUAAAAGCAUGCAGCUGGGAAUGACACGAGUGUUGCUAACCAUCUACUCAGAAAUAAGUAAAAUUAUCAUCCACGAAAAUAUGAACGGAAAAGCACUUACAAUGGAUUACGAGAGGCAGUUACGAAGGGCUGCAGUGUAAGACAAGGCUGCCUGCUAUUCAAUUUUUUUGGAUAAAAGGAUGGAACACAAACAUUAAUGAAGCAUCAUUCUUUCCUCUGGUGGGAGACUUGAAUAUUUUUCGAAUAGAUCAGGCUAUGCUGAUUAACAAUGACUUGCUUACUGCAUGAUUGCCAUCUUAGCAGGCGCCUCUGCCAGGAAUUAUUGUUUUUGGAAGGAUAUAGGCUCUUUUAAUCUUAUGACUGGCUCAGAUGUUAUCUUUUCUAGCUUUUGUAGUGGAAGAUUUUCCAUGUAAUUCUGUUGUUCACGGAACUCAAAGGACACAAUCUUCUGUCAAAAAUGAGACAGCAGCAUGGUUCUAACUACUCGCGAAGGUCACAUGGAGUUAAACUCCUGCGAUAUCAUAUGCAUGACUGGAUUAUGAUCAUGGGUCUUUUGGUUUUGGAAAUUAUUCUGAAUAUUAUACAUCCAUUUUAUCGCUUUGUUGGGAGAGAUAUGAUGACUGAUCUUAUGUAUCCUAUGAAAAGCAAUACUGUUCCUCUUUGGUCUGUUCCGGUAUAUGCAGUGUUGCUACCAAUUCUCAUCUUUUUCGUUUACUAUAUUCGCAAGCAAAAUCUUAAUGAUUUUCACCACGCGGUAUUGGGUCUUCUCUUUUCUAUAUUCAUAACUGGAGUCAUUACUGAUUCCAUAAAAGAUGGAGUUGGUCGACCUCGACCUGACUUCUACUGGCGCUGCUUUCCUGAUGGAAAUGCAACAUACGACCCUAUUACAACUGAUGUCAUUUGCCAUGGCGAUCCAGCAGUCAUAAAGGAAGGACAUAAGAGCUUUCCCAGUGGACAUACAUCAUGGUCAUUUGCUGGUUUAGGAUUUCUAUCAUGGUAUCUUGCUGGAAAAAUUAAUUUAUUUGACAGAAAAGGUCAUGCUUCCAAACUCUGCAUCAUUUUCCUUCCACUAUUAGCAGCUGCCCUGGUUGGUGUGUCAAGGGUAGAUGAUUAUUGGCAUCACUGGCAAGAUGUGUUUGCAGGAGGUCUUAUAGGAAUGGUUAUUGCGACACUAUGUUAUCGACAGUUCUUUCCAGCACCAUAUGAUUUAAAUGGCUUUGAACCAUACGAAUACUUUCAGUUUCAAUUCACCACUGUUGCACGUACACAGGACAUGGAAAGUAGUAACAGGCAAUUUAACACAUCUCAGGACAGCCAGGUAGAGGUUGUUCCAUAUACUACAAUGAAUGGAGAACAGAGAGAAGGAAGUAUAAACAUGGCAACCAGGGGAAAUGAACAAUUUUUUGAUAUAGAAAAUGGGAGGAGUCUGAGUUCUAAAGUCGAAUACAAAGGAGAUGUACAGAGUCUUGAGAGAGAGGCAGCUGUGGGUAGAUCAUCUACAGGGAGAGGAUUGUACACAGACAGGCGGCCUAGCAUGUAGCGAAGGAAGAUUGAAUUUGGUACAUAAAUCUUCUUCAGAUCACUGCAAAUCAUGCAUCACUUUUGAACUUGUCGAGGUUGAUUUGCAAUAUCUCAGGGCUCAGAUGAUCCCAGUGUAAAUUAUAUUUUACAGUACUUAAUCUAUGUAUGAGUUUUCCACGAAGUUACUGGAUUAUACUGCCUAGUGUUUGCUGAAUGUAAAGGUAAUGUAGAAUGUAUUCAACAGUUAUAGUGGGUAAAUCUUUUUAUCAACCUAAAUGCAAUUUAGUUGCAAAUCACAGGACAGCUUGUCUGUAUUACUACUGGUGAUUGAUGAGUUAACCCUAUAAUACUGUUGCUAAACAUGGUUUGCAAUAUGUACACAUGUAAAAGAGUUCUAGUUGUGUUCAAGAUCGAAAUGACUGAGAUGCAGAUUUCUAAUGAAGUUUGAUUUGACUUUUUCA
Cryptomeria japonica (Japanese cedar) is the source of this 2573-nucleotide messenger RNA. Its product is annotated as lipid phosphate phosphatase 2. Gene Ontology annotation, biological process: phospholipid metabolic process. Gene Ontology annotation, molecular function: phosphatidate phosphatase activity. The transcript has 10 exons. The coding region runs from base 1049 to 2131 and encodes 360 amino acids. NCBI's taxonomy places the organism in Eukaryota, Viridiplantae, Streptophyta, Pinopsida, Cupressales, Cupressaceae. The record is from RefSeq and is a predicted model, not a curated record.